CCGUCGGAAGGGCAACCGCAACCACAGCAGCCGCCCUCGCCUGUGCCGCAGAUCGAGGAUUUUCUUUUGGAAGAUCUUUUCCGCCAUCUGCCGUCUGCAACGAGUUCUACCCCUCUGAUCCGUUUCAAACGCCCGGAAGACGACGAACCACCACAUAUUCUGAGUAAAAACGUCCCCACGACCUCAGAGUUGUCAUGCAAAUCUGCAUGCCAGAAAAGUUUCUCAUGCGGAGCCCCAUGAGAGACACGCUCUCUCGUCGUGUUUCGAAAUUUGUGAUGCUAGAAUCAGCAUGAGAUGCUAGAUCUGUGAUGCUUCCGAACUAGCUAAACAGGAUUACACUACGAAGGUAGACUUGUCAUGCGAAACAGCCAAAGCUGGGUGAUUUGUCUACGCAAAUUUCUCAUCUUGAAUCUGUUCGUGUGGGGACAUUUUUACUCAGAAUACCACCGUUUGAGGGCACGGACGCCCGACUCCUGUUUUCCCCACGACAAUAUUCUUGAGAAAAAAACAGGCAGGGCAGAUUUGUGAUGCAAAAAUAAAUACACAGAAAAAUCUGGCAUGGGCGGGCUCAUAGCAUUCGGUUUAGGAUAUGCAAUACAGAUUUUUUUGUGUUUUUAUUUUCGCAUUACAAAUGUGACCUGCAUGCUUUUUUUUGUGUGAUAGACAACAAAUGGGAACGCCCAGUUUGCGGGAGGACAGCGAGCAGGGGGGAAACAGCGGUUUGGGAGCUGCAGGAGGACAGAGUCCACUAGGAGCUGGCAGUGGCACAGCGAGCAUUGGGUUAGGCGGUGGCAGGAUCAUGGGCAACCUUGCGGGCGAGCAUCUUCAACAAGGGGUACAACUUCCAGGGGGUACGUAUGAAUUGCAAAUAUGUCUGGGUGUGGAAGAAUGCAAGUUUGUCAUGCUUGUCUGGCAUGACUCGAGAAUUUGUGUUGCAGAAGCACGAAAAGGCACUCUUACCUGUCAUGCAAAAACGCAGUUUGCCAUGUGGAAUGCCUAACACAUGGCAGCCAAAGAAUUUGUCAUGCAUAGCUGCGUAUUGCAGUGCGUCCAUCAUUUACUUUUAGCAUUACAAGUUUCCAGACCCAGGCAUAUUUGCAAUCCAUAGUACGAAAGACCCGACAAACUCCUCCCCGGCAGGAGGACCACCGACGGGAACUCAGCUGACCGAACAGCAGCUGACCGCAAUACGGAAUGCGAACAUCAGUGAGGACGAGGAGGAAAGUGACCAGUUUUUCGCACCUACGAUCAGCAACAAAACUUCCUCCGCCAGUAUCCUGAGUAAAAACGUCCCGGUCUAGAGUUGUCAUGCAAAUCUGCAUGCGUAAAACGUUUCUCAUGCGCAUCCCGAUGAGGAGCAUUUUCUCAUGGUCUGUGGUACUUUGUUAUGCACUAGUCAGGAUGAGGAGCUAGCUUCCUGAUGCGGCUUCACUAGCCAACCAACGGACCACUACCCUAGGAACCCAAACUUGUCAUGCGCAGCAACCGAUCCCUCUGGAUUUGUAUUGCUAAAGUAGUUCCCAACUUGAGGACUCUGGGGUCGUGAGGACGUUUUUGCUCGGGAUAGCCAGCCGGGCGCUGAAGAAUUUGGAGGAGAGCAUCAGCAAGAACGAGAUCCGGAGCCCGAUAGUAUUCUAUGUAAAAACGUCCCCACACCGUAGUCAAGUUGGGAAGUCUGCAAGACAAAUCCCCAAGUUUUGGGAGUUCUGCAUGACAAGUCUCCAUCUCCAGCGUAGUGCUGGCUAGCAAGAAAAGCCUCAUGAGAAAGCUAUUCUCUCAUCCUGUUUACAGCAUUACAAAUGCGCAAACACGAUUUGAGUUGCACAUUUGCAUGACAACUCUGGGGUGGGGACGUUUUUGCUCAGGAUAGAUAGGGAUCGAGAGUCAGAAACUGGGGGCUGGAAUGACUGCGGACGGGAAACAAGGCAUGAUUGCGGCGACGAAUUCCGCGAACGGAAUUGCA
This is a messenger RNA of Amoebophrya sp. A120, 1963 nucleotides long. The record is from the annotation of a GenBank genome assembly. Lineage: Eukaryota; Dinophyceae; Syndiniales; Amoebophryaceae.